CCUCAUCUCUCCCCCCCCCCCCCCCCCGUUGCCCACUUUGGACCAAUACAUCAAUUCAGCCUGCACCUGACCACCUUCUGCCUGCAGUACAGUCCACCUGUAGUUGCGUGUGUGUGCAUUCAUUUGGCCUGCAAGUGGUCUAACUGGGAAAUCCCCGUCUCUACUGACAGCAAACACUGGUGGGAGUACGUCGACCGAAAAGUCACUCUCGAGCUACUGGAUGAGCUCACACAUGAGUUUCUGCAGAUCUUGGAGAAGACACCAAGCCGUUUAAAACGCAUUCGAAACUGGAAGGCAUCAGGUCAAACAGCAAAGAAGCCAAAAGAGGGCGACAAAACAGAGACCAUGAUGAACAUGAUCUCCAUGGCAUCCUCUGAAAGCACACUGGCUGGUCUGAUGAGCCUCUCGGCUCCUCCUUCAACCUCCUCGUCCUCCACACCCACAUCAUCUGCAGAAGAUAAGCAGCCUGUCUUUAAAGUGCCUAAUCCACCAGAACCACCUGCUCCCACGAGAGUGUCUCUGAGCGAGUAUCGUGCCAAGCACGCUGAUGAGCUCGCCGCACAGAAAAAGAAACUGGAAAACAUGGAGGCCUCUGUAAAGCGUGAGUACGCCACAGCCGCACAGGCCCUCAUGAACCAGCAAAGAAAGGAGAAACACCAUCAUAACCAUCACCCGCAGCAAGCUAGCUCGAGCUCCUCGGAGCCCCUCGUCCUGAAGAUUCCACUUGACGAGAGGCAGGAUCGCGGCUCAAUCAAAAUGCGCCUGCCAAACAGUAGCAGAGGAGCUGAGCAGGACCUGAAAUUAAAGCUCCGCCUCCCAGAGAAACGAUCAGGUACAGGGGAUGGCGGAAAGAACAAAGAGAAGCACCGAGAGCGCUCUAACCAUCACCAUCACCACAAUCAUCACCAUCACCACUCUUCAGGGAGUGGCUCAUCAUCAGCGCACAAACACUCCAGCUCUGCAAGUGCUUCCACAAGUAGCAAAAAAGCAGACCCAACAAGAAUGAGCUCCUCUUCAUCAUCCCGAAAGCGAACUCAUUCAUCUGAGCCCUUGUCUAGUGCUCACCCUUCUAAAGUCAGCAAGUCGUCCAGGAAUUCCUACCAGCUGCCCCCACUGCCUACUGACAUUCUGCCCUCACUUGCGCUUUCACACAAUCAGGGAAGUUACUCGCACUCCAAAACAGACAAGGCUGACACCAAUGGGCACAGUGCCAGCUCAGGUGGUCAGUCAAACGAGUACCAGGACACGUUUGACAUGCUGAAUUCGUUGCUGAGCGCCCAGGGGGUGCAGCCUGCACAGCCCCAAAUGUUUAACUAUCACUCCCAGUAUGGUGAGUACAGAUACGGCGCGAGCUCAAGAGGAGGGAACCCGCAACCUCCACCGCUUCCCUCAGAACCCCCUCCACGGCUUCCACCACUGCCUGAAUGAACCCCCGUCCAUCACAAACCGUCCCAACCAGAUUUCUAUUAUGUGCAUUAAGAUUUACAGAAAAUUUAACUUACCACUAUAUAUGCACAUUCUCUGCUUUAGCCUGUUUUAAUCAUCCUCGGUGUCCUUGUGCAUGGGUGGUCCCAUGGCACCCGAAUGUGUGGCAAUAAUGGCUAUAACUAUAAAAUACAAACUAUUAAAACAGCAAAAAAAAAAUGCAAAAGCAAAAUGUUAUUUAUUUAAAAAAAAUGUACAUACUAUUUUUGUCACUCAGUUUUAUAUAUGCAUUAUUGUCUAUGGUGAAUAAUAGGAACUGUGUAACUGAGAAAGGGGGACCUUUUGUGUUUUGGUGGUCAUCCUUUUUGAGUAACUGUUGACAAGGAAAAUGACUGUUUUUAAAAUAUGGGUUUUUAAACAAUUAGAAUCUCUUUCUAAACUACAAUAUUUAUUGAUUGUCUUUUGAACCGUAAGUAGGUGGUUUUUUUUUUUUUUUUUUUUGUUCCCCUCUCCCCCCACUUUGUAUGUCAUUUGGAUUUAUUUUUGGAUUGUUUUAGCCCUGUUUGUGUCGUGUUAGUCAUUUUGUGUAAGUUGAAGACGAUAAACAACAACAAAAAAAAAAGCCUAACCUACACAAAUUAUCAAGAUAUUUCUAAAGUCUAGUUUAGUCUCUUUCUUCAGCCUAGUGUUCAUGAUCUAAAAUGGACAUGCAAUCCCCCCCCCCCCCCCCCCCCCCCCAAAUUAAAAAAAAAAAAAAGAGAAAUUUUGUAUUUAAGAAUUUAUGGGCCCUUGGUAGAAGCAGUCAUUGUUUUAAAUGGUUGUAAAUUGUGCUUGAAAUUCAACUGAAUAUAUAAAAUUUUUAGUUUUCCUUUUGAUAUCAACCCAGGCAAUAUCUAAUGUAGUUUUUUUUAUUUUUUUGGUUCCUCCCUCCCUCUCCCCCCCAUUGUGCAUUACAAUUAAAUAACAUGUCAGACUGUGCAUGUGGGUGUUUUUUUGUUUUUUUUUGUUUUCUUUUCAGAAUAUAAAUAUCACAGAGUGGCAAGAGACCAUAAGCCAUUGUGAAGCAUUUAUAGACUUAUAAACUCGUAACCCAUAUUCAAAUAAUCUGCUUGAAUAUGUCUACCAAAGUUGUAUGCAGCACAGAGGAUGUAGAUCAUAGCCAUGCUUUUUUUUUUUUUUUUCUUUUUUUCCCAGUGAAUUCUAAAAAGAUUUUGCUUUAAAAGAGAUUCUGUUCCGUUUGUUUCUGAGACAUGAAACAAUUUCUAACAUCGCGUUAAUGUUGUGCCUGUCUCUGGUUACUAUAUUUUUAAUAGGAUUGCGAUUGUAUCCAUCCAAGCAUUCACGAUAAGCUCUGCAUGCUAAUGAUGUACUGUUUUUCGUUUGAGAGUAUUUUUACCACUCAUUCCUCUGAGGCUAGAUUCUGCCAUGAUUCAUUACCGAAAGCAUGAAGCACACACUCCUUAACUCUCCAUACUGAAUUUCUAAGAUGGUGCUGGAGAAAAAGGAGGCACACAAGAUGUUUUUUGUUGCAUCAGAUUCCUGGCAUCAGGAGAACAAUUAAAGGUUGAAUCUUGGUCUCGUGCAAUCACCACUGCAUCUUUUCACACCUGCAAAUAUUUUAUUUUUUUUUAAAGCUACUAUUAAAUGUACACACCACACUAUGUUCAGUGGUACCACAUGAACUCUCAGGUUUCAGAUAUGAAUUCUUGGAACAUUUCUUGGCAGAAGAAACUUGGUGAACUCUGUUCCUUUUUUUCUAAAUGUGAUGUAAAUAAAUGUUUUAUGAGAA
Molecule: messenger RNA, 3214 nt
Organism: Neoarius graeffei (lesser salmon catfish)
Lineage: Eukaryota; Metazoa; Chordata; Actinopteri; Siluriformes; Ariidae
Product: cyclin-T1-like
Exons: 3
Biological process (GO): regulation of transcription by RNA polymerase II; positive regulation of DNA-templated transcription, elongation
Cellular component (GO): cyclin/CDK positive transcription elongation factor complex; nucleus
Molecular function (GO): cyclin-dependent protein serine/threonine kinase activator activity
Source: RefSeq, a predicted model, not a curated record